AUGUCCACUAUGUUUGUGGUCUAUUUUUUGUGUCAGUUGUUUUUAUUCAUUGUUGUUGCGUUAUUUGUGGAAGUCAACCUGAACCGGUACGUACGUGAGAAAAGAAAAAAAAAACCAUCCGCACGCACGACCGUGCCUCCCGAUCCCAUCUCAACCUGGAGCCCGCCGCCGCCUCCUCUCACGUCCCGCCCCGCCUCACCGUGCGCCGCCGGCCGCCGCCGGCCGCCGCCGCGCGCCGCCGCCGUCGCCUACCUCGCCGGUGCGCCUACCCCUACCUCAGGUGCCCCCACACCCGCGACCUUCCCCUGUCGGUUACCCGCGGCCUUCCGCCGCCAGCGACGCUCGACGCCGCGGCCGUUGGUGGAUCCGCCGGGUCUCCUCCAUGCUGCUUCCACCUCGACAAUGGUUUCUCCAACCACGCCGGCUUCGCCACUAGCCACUCCUUCCCCCACCAACAUGCCGCCCUCCAAGUGGACCCCCUUCUCCGGUAAGAUCCCCUCCCAGAGCAGGACGGCGAGUACGGCCCAGCCCCACCCGCGCACGCUGCCGCCCCAUCCGUCGUGGCGCCACCUUCCCCCUUCUCAUGUAGAGCAGGCGACAAGUCCAUCCGUCAUGAAAGAGACCAUUACAUGGAUAUGAAUGGAGGUAAUUUUAUAAUGCAA
Molecule: messenger RNA, 662 nt
Organism: Triticum urartu
Lineage: Eukaryota; Viridiplantae; Streptophyta; Magnoliopsida; Poales; Poaceae
Source: RefSeq, a predicted model, not a curated record